This is a messenger RNA of Thelazia callipaeda (thelaziosis nematode), 720 nucleotides long. The record is from the annotation of a GenBank genome assembly. Lineage: Eukaryota; Metazoa; Nematoda; Chromadorea; Rhabditida; Thelaziidae.
AUGGUAACAAAAGUUAGAACAAUUGUGGUCACUGAUAAAGAUAUUGUUGGUGGCAUCCUAAUCACUACUUUUAUUACAGAAUUGGAUGGAAAACGUGAUCGUUAUGAAAGUGUAGUAAAGUUAUCCCGGGACCUAAUCAUUGAAUGUAAACGGAUAAUUUUUCUUAUGCAUCGUAUUACUGUUAUGGCAACACCAAGCAUGAAAAAAAAAUUAUUGGAUGAAGCAAAUUGUCGUCUGACUGCGGCACGUAAUAAAUUCUUACUGCAGAUAGCAAAAGCACUUGAUGGUUCAGAUCACUAUUUAUAUCUAAAAUCCUAUGACUGGGCACUCGAAGAAUUCAUUGAAGCUUGUGCAUUUUAUAAAUUCCUUGUGUCGCGUGAACUACUUUUAUACGAUGAAGUAGUCAGUAAAUUGCAGUUUAAUGAUUGUGCUGAAACGUCGACACAAAAUCUAUAUCUUACAUUACCUGAAGUAACAUACUUGAUGGGACUUUUCGAUAUUGGUGGCGAAUUGAUGAGAUUUGCUAUCAGUGAGGCUUCGUCAGGUGACUAUCAGAUUGUACAAGAGGUCACCAAUUAUUUGCGAUCAUUACACGAAUGCUAUCAAUAUCUGGGAAAUGUACCUCAAAAUGCAGAUUGGGCAAAGAAGUCUUCGGUUUUUCGAACUUCAUUAGUAAAGGUUUAUUCUUGCUGUCGUAAUUCUUCAAGUGAUUUUGCAUAA